Molecule: messenger RNA, 1056 nt
Organism: Paramecium pentaurelia
Lineage: Eukaryota; Ciliophora; Oligohymenophorea; Peniculida; Parameciidae
Source: the annotation of a GenBank genome assembly
AUGAAGCAAUCAGCUCAAAGAUAUUCUGUAAAAAUACCUAAACAUGAGACAAUUGAUAAAAAAGUAUACUAUACAAUUAGUAUAUGUAAUUUGGAAGGAGGAGAACCUAAAGAGCUGAAAAAAAGAUAUUCCGAAUUAGAAUCCAUGCAUUAAAAAAUAUUGGAAUGGAUUUAAAUAUUUAAAAUAAAAAUCCCUGUGAUUCAUUUUCCUAAGAAGAAGUUCUUGUUUCAUACAAAUUAGAGUGAAGAAAGCAUAAUUAAAAGAGUAAACUUUGAUUUUAUUUAAAGAGAGGAGAAUUAUAAUAAUAUCUGAAUGAAAUACUAGCUUGCCCAGAAUUACAUUGUCUUGGAGUAAUUGAAGAAAUGCUUCCUAAAGAGCCUAAAUUGAGUGCACAGAAACAAAAUGAUACGCCUGUUGAUAGAAGAUGGCAAGAAAUUCAAUAACUUAAAGAAUCCUAUUUAGCAAAACAUGGGGAUUCAAUAUUCUCUUUACCCCAAAAAAAAAUUGAAUAACAAAGCAAGUAUUAACACUUAAUAUUUCUAGAUAGUAAUAUAUUUUUAAGUUCGAAGAUCAUCUCAUAUUUGAUGAUUCAGCCCUUUAUACAAUUUAAGCAACAGAUACUAUUACAAACAAAAGUUGGAGAUUUACUUAACGAUUUCAAGACUUAAGAGAUUAUCAUAGACAAAUAAAAAACAUUCAUCUUGAUUUUCCAUUACCUAAUUUCCCUGAAAAAAAAUUAGUUAAUAUUUCUGAUGCUGCUGAUUUACGAGAUAGAAAAUCGCAGUUAGAAGAUUAUCUUAAUCGCAUUUUCAAGUCUCAAAUCAAUUCUAUAAUAGAUAUCAAACAAUAGUUGAAAGUGAUAUUAUGGUAUUUUUCAUAGCCAAAAGCUAACUUGAUGGUAAUGAAAUUGGCUGUCGAUCUAAGGGAACCUCUUAAACCACCUUAGAGGUAAUAAUUAAAUGAUAUCUCAAGAACUCAAGUAUAAAAUCUAAGAGCCAAACUACAAUAGAACAAUUUGAUGAUGAUCAUAAACAGCCUCGAAAAAUAACAUGUUGA